Rotaria sp. Silwood2 is the source of this 2613-nucleotide messenger RNA. The record is from the annotation of a GenBank genome assembly. Lineage: Eukaryota; Metazoa; Rotifera; Eurotatoria; Philodinida; Philodinidae.
AUGAACGAUUUGCAAAAAUUCAAAGAAUCAUCAGCAUAUGGUAUUUCACAAGAAGCAAAAGCGAUGAAAACAGAACUUGAAAUAUUUGCCAUGCUUUAUAUGAUUGUCGGUGCUCAACUUCAAGAAUAUCCGGAAAAUUUCUCUUUUGAAUUUUCUUCACGUCUCUUAAGUUUAUUUGGUACUAAGCCGCUUAUUACUGAUCUAAUCAAACAACUCGAUGAACAAAGUAUUCACUAUUGUUCUUUGAUUGUACCCUAUUGUCAACUUCAACCACCAGGCAGUGGUUUACUCUAUUCAAUGAAUCGACAUACGGCACCUGUAGUCGAUUUCGAUUUUACCGAUGAUCAAAUGGUAGCAAUUUCUCUUUCAGAUAGAAUCGUUGUCAUCGAUAUGCACGCAGCAAGUACAGUUUUGGAUAUUAAUAUGCCAACAUUAGAUGAGCCCUAUUUAAAUUCAACUACAUUACCUGAAACAUAUACUUUCGAUGGAAAAAAUGAAGUAAAAAGUGAUUGGUCGUCAAAUGAUAACAAUGAUCAAUACAAAAGAUAUUUAUUUCUUGUCAAUUCUUUACAUCAUAUCUAUCUUGUAUCAGCUCAUGAAAAUAUUAAAUUCGAACGAUCAUCAAAAGUUGGUUAUUUGACUGUUGAAAUUCUUGAUAAGAAACGUGCUCUUUGUAUCAUAACAGAAUUAAAUGGAAAUAAUGUCGAAUGUUGGGAUGUUGUGAGAAAUCGAUUAUUCGAUCGAAUCAAUUUUCCAAAGUCAACAAUUAAAAAUGUUCUUUGUGUUCAGAUUUAUUCGAUGAUUAUAAUUGUUCUUCAAGAUGGAGUCAUUCAUUUUUAUUCAAUUACUGAUUGGACAAAAUCUUCAUUUGUUCAUCGAGGUUCAAUUCAAGCUGGACUUCAUCUUGAUUUAGUCGUGGUUGAUGAAGAUAUGUUAAUUUGUACGUUCGAUGCAACCAUUCCUAUUGAUUUUGCUGUGAUUGGUUUAAAACAAUUUCAUAACACUGAACAAAUCUUAUCCGACAAUCAAGUACUUAAAACAUUGAUUGCUUUUGAUCCUCCGAUCGGACCCAAACCAAUAAAAUCUAUCAUAUUACCCGAUAAGGAAACAAUGAAAAACCAUGAUAGUCAAUCGAAUUUUCCGCUCUUUAUGAGCAAGACAAAUGAUGGUCUAUUUGUGGUUCAUAAAUGUAAUCAGAAGGAUAUUUCUUAUGUGCAUAUAAAUGGUCGAUUUGAUAUUGUAUCGAUGCAUGCAAAGAAUCCACGUACUGUUUAUACAGCUCGUGGAGGAAUUAUCGAGCUUCAUAAAUGGGCAUGUAUCGAAAGCGAAGAUACUAACAAGAACAAUCAUAAAUAUCAAUUGUAUGUUUCCAUCGAUAUUAGUUCUUCGCCAGUAACUUCAAUUAAAGCUUCAGCCGAAAACGCGUCUAUAUUUUUAUGUUCAAUGGAAAAUGGAGUAAUUCAAGCAUAUUAUGCAGCACAGGCACGCGAAGCAUUCAAGAACAUGCCAUCAUUUCCACGUACAAACGAAGUCAUACGAACCGUUCAAUUGCUUGAAGGAACUGCCGUUACUCUUGAUGGUUCAAAACGUGAACUCACAUCAUGGUCAUAUCAACAUUCAGCAUCUAUUGAAUCUACUCGUUUCUUCCUUGAUGAUAUAACUAUUAACGAGUUUGCCAUUGCAUCUAAUAAUUUACAUUCAGAGAGCAUAUUUGUACUCAUACUAACAAAUAAUCAUUGGAUUGAAAUCUAUUCGGCUAGAUCACUUAACAAUGAAGCUCUGUUUAGUCUUCAACUUCGUUCUCCAGCACGAGUUCAUUCAACACCUAGUGGAAGUUUUUACAUAUUAACAUGCAAUGGUAUCGCAUACUCUAUUACUCAACAAGUCAAUUCUGACAAAGAAAUUCAAUUCAAUCAGACAGCUAAUACUCAAUUGAAGAUCCAAUGUUCGAUGAUGUUCAGUUCGGUAUUAACUCUCAAUGGAUUAGAAUGUCUUGUUGUUUUCGCUGACAAUGCACAAUUGAUGGCGAUCUGGACCAUAGAACGAAUAAUCUAUAUUAACAUUGAUGUUUCACCUUAUAUUUCAUCAUCAUCAUUGAAAUCUAUCACUGGUGAACGAACACAAAAUUUAUUAUUACUAUAUUUCAAUAAUAAAGCUCUUAUUUCAUGUCAAGUAAAUUUCGACAAAUCGAAUGAUAAAGGUUCUCUACAGUUGACUCCAUUCGAUCAAGCCGAUAAAUUUCACCUUAAAAGUUAUUGUCUUGCUGCAUACAACAAUGGAAAAACUCAGAUUAAUUUGCAUAAUAUUCGCUCAUGUACAUGUUAUGAACCGAUUCAACUCGAUAAUGAAUGUCUACACUUAUGUUUGAAUGAAUCAGCAAAUUAUGUUUUUGUAUUAGUCAAACCUCGAGUCUUAUUCAUGUAUCGAAUUGAUGAUCGUCAACAAUUGGCAAAAUUAUUUGUCUAUGAUUUUGUCUCGUUUAUCAUAGCCGAUAAUGAAUUUCUUGUCUUAGCUAUGAAUGAUCGACGUCUACUAACAUUAAUGAUUGCUGAUCCUAAUGAUCCUACAUUGCAGGCUAGAAUACAAGCAUUACCGAGCAGGUGCGUAUCAUAA